UAAUAAAAAAUAUUAUUUUUUUAUUUAAUCAUUUAUUCAAGAGAUUCCUUCAAAAAUGCUCAUUUGUCCAGAAAUGAAACUGAACUUUAUGAGUGAAUCAUUUAAUCAUCUAUUUAAACAUAUUUUUCAAUAAUUAAUUAAAAUUGUAGCUAUAUUUUUUAAUUAUAAUUUUGUCAGAACCAUUAUCUUGUUUAGUAUAUAUAUUUGACAAAAAAUAGAGGUCCACUCUAUUUCACCAAGGUCCACCCACUUUAAGAUUUCUGGCCUCGCCAUACCUAUAACAUUUGGUACAAACAAAAUAUAGAGAAAUUCAUUCAUUUUUGCCCCCCACAUUUUAAAUAUCUGGGGCAGUUUUGCCUCGAGCCCUGGCUAAUGUCUGACCCUGAUGCACAGUGUUUUUGUGCUGGUGCAGUAAUGGUCUUCUGUGAGUCUGGUCUGGGGGGACAGGGACCACUAAUCGGACUGCAGUAAUCAGAGCGGCCGCAGACGGUCCAGCAGAGGAAACGGCGUCAUGGGAACGGACCGGGAUUCCGCAGGGAACGUUAUCAGAUCGCACUCUCUGUGCACUCAGAGUCAGACAGGAAACGCCACAUGAGCGCAAAUAUCUGUGUGAUCAUUACUCGCGUUUGUUAACUUCAUUUAAAACGAAAUAACGCAAAACAACUGGACGUUAAUCCUUGAUUGUUUAAUUCUCACCUGCUAAAAUGUCAAAUCAAGGCCAAAUUUCGACGAAGCGUAGAGACUAUAACUAAAAAAAGAACGAUUUUUGUCCACAAUGUCCGAGCUGUGUCCAAACAAGGCAGCGAGAUCGAUCUCAGGCCACACACAGACAUCUCGCGCCGCGGGCUGUUUGCUCGUGUUUCUCAGUCCCUCACAUGCCACUUAAUGUUCUUUUGAACACACAUCCCCUUUUUAGUCACGGAAACACAAUUUAUGGCUAUUAUGUCGCAUUAUAGAUUGCAUCUACAGAAGCCAAGAGUUGUUGCCGAGAGAUAUGUGAUUCAAGGGGCCACAACUUUUGAGAGGAACACAAACAACCUGAAAGAGUUAAGACUAAAGACACGACAAACAUGUUUGUUAAUGUUUCAUUCGUCAUUCAAUUAUAGUUAAGAGGGUCAGACUAUAAAAAGAAACACGACAAAACAAAACAAAACAAAACAUCGAAUCCCGAGUAGGACUGGACCACCCAGAAUCAAAGAGUGAAUGAGUGACUAGAGUUUGUUGAUCACGCCCCGGGUUCAGACGUUUACAGUAGUUCCAGUCAUGUACGCCCAUUACAUGAGCAUCUGAGCAGCAGCCGGUCACUUCCACAACACACACACUCACACACACUUCUCAUGAGAGCUGCUUCAUUUGUCUUGGCCAGCUAGAGCCUUUUUUUAUCAUUAUAAAUCACCAAGGCUUGCCACCCUGGACGUCUUAGGAUGUUUGACAGCUCGCAAUAUCCUUAUAACUGUUUUAACUAUGAUGGAGAAGGAUAUCCCUCUUGUGGCACAGAUGAAGAGAAGAAAGUGUGUCGUCCGGCUUACAGUUACAUUGCGCUAAUAGCGAUGGCUAUACAGCAGAGCCCAGAGAACAAAGUUACCCUAUCUGGAAUCUACGAGUUCAUCAUGAAGAGAUUUCCUUAUUACAGAUCCAACCAGAGGGCUUGGCAAAACUCAAUUCGUCAUAACCUCUCUCUAAACAGCUGCUUCAUAAAGGUGCCCCGUACGGAAGGUAACGAGAAAGGAAAAGGUAAUUACUGGACGUUCGCCACAGGCUGCGAGUCCAUGCUGGACCUCUUUGAAAAUGGCAACUUUCGUCGCCGCCGCCGCAGACGCAACUUAAAAAUGGGCCUGAAGGAGCCAGCCGAACCCUUUGUUGCCAUGGACACUCAUCAGGGCGUUGCAGUAAGAUCCUCGGAUUCAGAUUCUUUCUGCCCUGUGAACACUAGUCACAGACCGGCCCAAAACAACCCACCCCUCAGUAAACCUGAGCCCGAGAUCAAAUUCAGCAUUGACUAUAUUCUGUCCACGCCGGACCCUCUGCCAGGGUUCAGAGCCCCUAACAGUGUAGCUGGAGCUGUGAUCCACCACCUGGAGCCACAACAUCUCAAUCUACGAUUCUGGACCAUGUAACCUAAACUAUAGAACAAAUUCAGUAAAUACCUGAAAAAGACAAAUUAAGCUUCAAUAGUGUGCAAAAAGUCCUUCCCAUAAUGCAAAUUGGCUUGUCAGUAGGCACAUGCAGUUUAUUGUGUGCUAGUGCUCUUGUCAGUAAGUCUGCUGUCACUCAUGUUAGCAAAGCUGUUAAAUAAGAAUACACAAAGUGACUUAUGAGUAGGCCUAUAGAAUUAUUUAAUGAUUAAUAAUAAGAGUUUAAGAAUAUACAUUUCAGUAUAAUGCUCACUUUGAAAAGGUCACUUCGUCAUGAAUUUUUGAAGGCAUAGACUCUGAUUAAAUCAGUCAAUUAGACGGUAACACUUUAUUUUACAGUUACACAUGUUACAUGUAGUUACUAUAGUAAUAACUAGAAAUUAUGCAUAAUUACAUGCAAUUAACCUUAAACCAAACCCCAAUCCUAACCCUAUAGUACGUGUAUGUAGUUAAUUAUUAUUACUCAGUACGUAAGUGCAUAAAUACACCAUGUAACAAGGAUGCUUUAAAAUAAAAUGUAACCAAUUAGACUUUUAAUGUCAAACAUAGGUAACACUUUACAAUAUGGUUCCAUUUGUUAACAUUAGUGAACAUGGAAUAACAAUAGAAAAUACUUUUAAAGCAUUUAUUAAUCUUAGUUAAUGUUUUUAACAUUUACUAAUGUAUUAUUGGUUACACUUUUUUUUUUUAAGGUGUCCUUGUUACAGUGUAAUUGUACAUUUAA
Messenger RNA from Megalobrama amblycephala (Wuchang bream), 2859 nucleotides. It is a transcript of the gene foxl3, whose product is annotated as forkhead box L3. Gene Ontology annotation, biological process: anatomical structure morphogenesis; regulation of transcription by RNA polymerase II; cell differentiation. The record is from RefSeq and is a predicted model, not a curated record. Gene Ontology annotation, molecular function: RNA polymerase II cis-regulatory region sequence-specific DNA binding; DNA-binding transcription factor activity, RNA polymerase II-specific. NCBI's taxonomy places the organism in Eukaryota, Metazoa, Chordata, Actinopteri, Cypriniformes, Xenocyprididae.